Knipowitschia caucasica is the source of this 1251-nucleotide messenger RNA. NCBI's taxonomy places the organism in Eukaryota, Metazoa, Chordata, Actinopteri, Gobiiformes, Gobiidae. The record is from the annotation of a GenBank genome assembly.
AUGCGAGAUCCAGGCAGAGGCAGAGCCCGGUCCGCAUGGGUCCGCCCCGCUCCUCCCAGACUUCCCUCUCUCCCGCGGCCUGCUGCUGCUGAGUGCGAUGAACAGAAGAUGUCGGUGUCCGGGCUCAAGGCCGAAUUGAAGUUUUUGGAGUCAAUAUUCGACCCAAAUCACGAGAGAUUCAGAAUUAUAGAUUGGAAACCAGAUGAGCUCAGCUGCCAGUUCAACGUAACAGGAGAGAAGCUGCUGAUCAUUCACUGCAACAUCACGGAAUCCUACCCAUCUACACCGCCAAUAUGGUUUGUUGACUCCGAUGAUCCAAGCCUGGCUGAAGUGUUGGAGCGAUUAGAAGACGUUCGAAAAGGAAGCACAUUGCUUCUCCAGCAGCUAAAGCGGCUAAUAUGUGAUUUGUGUCGACUGUACAACCUGCCACAACAUCCAGAUGUGGAAAUGCUGGAUCAGCCGCUGCCGUCUGGUCCCAUCACACAGGAGCGAAAGCAUGGGCCACCCGACGAGGUGACGUCUGAGGAAGAGGAGGAGGAAGAAAUGGGAGAGCAGGACAUAGACCUGGACCAAGACCUGGACCAUUAUGACAUGAAAGAGGAGGAGCCCGUGGACGGGAAAAAGUCCGAAGACGACGGCAUUGAAAAAGAAAACCUAGCCAUUUUGGAAAAGAUCCGCAAGAACCAGAGACAAGAUCACUUAAAUGGCGCUGUGUCUGGUUCGGUGCAGGCGUCCGACCGCCUGAUGAAGGAGCUCAGGGAGAUUUACAGAUCACAAAGUUAUAAGACCGGUAUUUAUUCAGUUGAACUAGUAAAUGACAGCUUAUACGACUGGCAUGUCAAAUUAAGAACGGUAGAUCCAGAUAGUCCUUUACAUAGCGACUUGCAGGUCUUAAAGGAGAAGGAGGGAGUGGACUACAUUCUGCUAAAUUUUUCUUAUAAAGAUAAUUUUCCCUUCGAUCCACCUUUUGUACGGGUCGUCUCGCCUGUACUUUCUGGAGGAUAUGUCCUCGGAGGCGGGGCCCUUUGUAUGGAGCUUCUCACUAAACAGGGCUGGAGCAGUGCCUAUUCCAUAGAAUCUGUUAUCAUGCAAAUAAAUGCCACCCUGGUCAAAGGUAAAGCCCGGGUGCAGUUCGGAGCCAACAGGGUGAGUAACCAGUACAAUCUUGCCAGAGCACAACAGUCGUACAAAUCGCUGGUGCAGAUUCAUGAAAAGAACGGCUGGUACACACCGCCCAAAGAGGACGGAUAG